Molecule: messenger RNA, 3846 nt
Organism: Lethenteron reissneri (Far Eastern brook lamprey)
Lineage: Eukaryota; Metazoa; Chordata; Hyperoartia; Petromyzontiformes; Petromyzontidae
Product: hyccin-like
Biological process (GO): protein localization to plasma membrane; phosphatidylinositol phosphate biosynthetic process
Cellular component (GO): plasma membrane
Source: RefSeq, a predicted model, not a curated record
UAUUGCACACGGAGGAGUUCCCACUCGCGCGUGAAGGCUGGAAAUGACAACUGACCGGUUUGACUGAACCCUCAAAGUGGGUUUGUGUUGCCACGUCCACCUCUGCGACGCUGCGUCACGUGCCUGGCAGCGAGCAUCAGCCGACUGAACUUUAGCUCCCACAGCCAAGGGGGGCUGCGUCAGCUCCGCUUGUUUGCUGACAGUGCACCUCUGAUUGAGUGACAAACUCCGAGCGCAGCGUAUGCCCCAAGCAGGUGUAGCCUCCGUGCCCCGAGUGUGUGGAGACUCCCGGCAAGGCACGCGAGGAAUCUCACGAGCACCGCGAUUCAUACGCGGGCGGGGAGGAGGGUUACAUUCAGAUCACGAAUUGGCAAUACUUCGCCUCUCUUGGAAAACCGACGUUGGUUACAAGCCAUGGAAGAAAAGGAAAAGACGCUGGUGAAAAACUGGCUCUCUGAGUUCAAGGGGCUGCCGGAGGUGGCGGUGGUGGCAUAUGCCGAGAGGGUGCAGGAGAAGGCGAGCGUCGUGCCAGCGCUGUACAGCGCCAUGCGCGACAUGGGCACAGAGCUGCUGGAGCCCAUCUGCCACCAGCUGUUCGAGUUCAUCCGAAGCGGCGAGGCCGCCCUGCACAGGUUCGCGUUGCAGUUCGUGCCGGAGCUCAUCUGGCGCCACCUGUCGGCCGUGGCCCGGAGGGACAAGCCCAGCCAGGGGAGCGUGGAGGCCCUGCUCCUGGGCAUCUACAACCUGGAGACGGUGGAUGAUGAAGGAAAGCCGAAAGUUCUGUCAUUUACCGUGCCUUCUCUGUCCAAGUCGUCCAUUUACCACGAGCCAUGCAGCAUUGGCUCCCUGGCGCUGACGGAGGAAGGUCUGAGCCAGCGUGGCGCCGGCAAGGCCGUGUACGCGGACUCCUACCCACAGCGCGAGUCCAUCACGGCCCAGAACAGGUUUGAGGUGUUUACUUCCCUGCUCCUCUACUACAACUCCAACAUCGUCUUCAUGCCCCUGUCAUCCUACCACUCGCUGUGCCAGCUGUGCACCAGGGCAUGCGUGAGUGGAUUCCCACGGCAGAAGAUGAAGCGAGACUGGAAGGAGCCGCACCCUCGUGUGCCUCUGCUCGCCGAGUUCCUCGUACAGCUGCUGGAGGGAGUCUACCACGCCAUUUACAAUGGUGCAUGGGACAUGGGUAAAAGGGCAGUGGAAGAUGCCCUGUACCGGUCUAAACUUGAGCUCUACCCUGAGCCAUUACUGCUGGCGCGCGCCAUCAAGAGCUCCCUGCUGCAGGACGCUCCGCACGCUGGCCGGGGCCGCUCCCGCUGCCUGCAGCUGGAGGUGACGCCCACCUCGUCGCGCAUCUCCCGCAGCGUCGUCACCAGCGCGUCCAUCCGCAGCCACCGCUGGAAGAAGGAAGGAGAAGGAAGCGAAUGGGACCAGCAGUUAGAUACGGAGGAAGACAGUUCCCUUUUGGAAGGAAUGGGAGACGUUUUAAGCAACGGCAAUUCAAGCAAGUCUCCAAACUGGCGGGACUCGGAUGAGGCCCUUGUAAGGCGAGAGCGUGGCGACAAGCAAGCGGUCGAAGUGGACUCCCUUCCGUUGGGCACUGCUGCCAGACCGACCAACGGCGGGAUUGUGUCCGCAGUCGACACCAGUCUCCCGACCGUCAUCUUUGAGACCGAGUUUGGCGCGCACGACUAUUCUCCCGGCCUUGUUGUUCCCGGUGAAAGCAGAGCCCACUUGGGGGCAACGCCAGGCAGUCCUUCCCACAGCCGCUCGUGCGAAGUCGUGUAUCGCUCUGGCGGCAGAGACGCCGGCCAGGACUCUGCAAUCGACCGGCACUCCACUCUGAGCCUCCAGGAUGAUGCACGGGGAGGCGCCGAAGGGAAAACGAGCAGACUUCUUCCCGAAGAUGCCCUGAAAAGGCUCCAGCGAACACCGAGCUUUAAAGUCCAGCUGAUUUCAGCACUGUAACCUUUAUGCUGUGUUUUAAUAAUCACACAUGUUCGGAUUUCUCAGGUGAUCCUGAUGGAUUUGCUUUUAUCAAAAUGGUAAGCGCUCCACAGUGUACAGUAAUUACAGCCAAUUGACUUUAUGCCAAAUGUUUUGUGUUUUUAAUUCGUGCCAACACUAUUUUUUAAAGAUGCAUAAGAACACAAUCGUUUUAUACUGUCAGUAAAUUGUAACCUCAUGGCAAAAUAAUUUUGAAACCUUGAUUCGCAUUUUCAUCGUUGCACGGGUGGUAGCCAUUUAGGUCAUGGAUUUCUUAAAAAACUUUUUUCAUAUUAAGUGACAAGAGCACACAAAUAAGAAUGUGUCCUUGGGAGCUCGACGGUUAAAAUCCACGCCCACGUGGCCGCUGAGACGGUGACUAAACAAGUGACGAUGACGUGUUUGCAGUUGCCCCCAAUUGUCCUUUAACGAGUUGAGAGCGUAUUGAGGUUAAUUAUUAGUUAUAUGGACAUGUUCAUUCUUUUCGAAACUUAAUUGAAGUUCCUUUUUAAAUCUAAUAUAUGUGCUCUGACGUUGGCACAUACUGACCUCUUAUUGUGACUUGCGGGGUGUUAAAUGUCCAUUCUGGAGCCCAUCUGAUUGUUUUUUGUGAUUUCACCAACCGCAUGGUGUUUUUUUGUUGCAGAAAAGAGUGGAGAUGCUUCACAGUGUGAGUGGGGGGGGGGUCUGAUUACUGAGCCAGUAAGGAGUGCCGAUGUCAUUCGCCAGGGUAUCAGAACCAAACAGUCCUGAAUGAAUCACCACAGCCUAGGCUGUGGUGAUUAGCAGCAGGAGCGGUUAAUUAAACCGUUUAUCCGAUGCAAGUCGGAGCAGUUGUGAAAAUGCUAACCACUACAUUUAGGAAUAUCAGUAAAUGGGGGGUUACCUAGAUAUGGGUAAAAUACAUUUUCAUUGCAAUGUAAAUUAUAUCUAUUGAACGAAAAUCAACCUUUCACGUGUCUACUCAAGUGGCAGUCACACAUAGAGGGCUUUGUCGAGUGUGCACCCCAUGCUAAUGUGCAAUUACCCAAUUGACCAGAUGGGAUUUAUAUUUUAAGGAUAUUAUUCAGAGACUUCUAAUCCUGGAAUUCCCUGUCCUUGGAGGUCAGGAUCUCGCAGUUGUUGGAGACUUGUACGCCUCGCCUGAAAGGCCCCGCCAACUCUUUAACACAUCUCGCUCGAGUUCUCUAACUUGUCCCUUGAGUUGUCUUUUAUAUGCAUGGCACUUUGAGAUCCAUUGUUUAAGGGCGCUUAUACACCUAAAUUAUCGUUUAAUAUGAAGAUCUUUCAACCACCGUAACCAGAGCACAUGUCUUUGCCCUGAAAAUGAGCGCUCACGGAGAGUGUGGGUUGGCCAGCAAAGUCCACUGAGCAACAGCCAAGCAGAUGGCACGGGGGGACAUGGGGCGGAAUGUUGGCCUCAUAGCUCAAUGGAGCAAUGACCGCUGACCAAGGAACUUGGACGAGUGUCGUAUAAUACCCACAGAAAAUCAUUGCCGAUUUGUUUGCAACUUGUUAGUUUUUGUUUACCGAGACACUUUUAUUGAAUCUCACCAGAAAUAUCCUGACGAGUAAAAUCAAAUGUCACAUUGUCACGGUGGCAUGUGUGCAUGCCAAUGAGUUUACAAUUACAGUGUCAGUGUUUUGUAGAUUACUGAUAACUUUAUUAAAUCUGCAAUUGUUUAAUAGCCGAGACUCAAUGUAGACUUUGCUUUAAACUUUCCCUAUUUUAUCCGUGUAUUUAUUUUAAAAACGUGAUUUUCAAAUGUACCUUUUUAUCCUCAUGGAAUUCUACAAAAUGCUCUGCUCUGUACAUACUUCCAAGGCACACACAUAAAACAUAAACCGCGUUUGGUUCACUUU